AAACGCUAACAGGAUGUCUCACAUUUAUACAUCCGGUGAAAUAUCUGUCUCAUCUAGCUGUGAUUCAACUUUGGAAAACUAAACAGCGACAUGGAAUCGGAGAAAGAAGUGCAAUCAAUAGGAGAUGUCCCUGACCCAGAGGAGGAAGAGAAGAGGCUGGCGGCAGCAGCCCGGGAAGCCAACCAUCUAACUGAGUUGAGGCUGGUGCUGUUGGGCUGGAGGUGGCCUGGGAAGAGCCUGACAGGCAAUACCAUACUGGGCCACGAGGAGUUCCGCCUGGAGCGGGCGGCUGAAUUCUGCGUCAAGCGUCAGACUGAGGUGGAGGGGCGCCAGGUGACGGUAAUAGACACGCCGGGCUGGUUCUCGACACAGUCCACGCCACCAGUUUACCAGCAGGAGAUGGUGCGGGGCGCCUCCAUGUGCGGGCCCCUGGGCCCCCACGCUUUCUUGCUGGUCAUCCCUGUGGGCAUGUUUACCGAGGUGGACCGGGCCCGCAUCGAGGAGCACUUGGCUCUGUUCGGGGAGCGUGUGUGGAGGCAUACCAUCGUGGUGUUCACCUGGGCAGAUGUGCUGAGGAACAUGUCCAUCGAGAGGCACAUCAAGCGAGAGGGGAAGGAUCUGCAGUGGGUGCUGGAAAAGUGCAAGAUGCGGUACUUUGUCAUCAGCAACUACAUAUUUGGGGAGCACCCCCAGCUGCGACAGCUUAUGGAGAAGAUAGAGAAGGUGGUGGCGGAGGAGGGCAUCUAUAACCCAGAGGAUGUGGAGGAGAAGAAACCUCUGGGCCAGAAUCAGAACCAAACCCAGAACCGGGAGCUUGGAGCAAGGCCCAAAGUGAAUUCUGCCGUAGGAUUGGCCAAAAUGGACAUGGACCCGCCCCACAAUUCAGUGGAUGGACUGACUGACUGAAGGAGAGCUGGUGAGCCACCGCAGUACUGAUUUCAGAGCUCUAUGUCCAUACGUUACCCCAACCUCAGGGCCUGUAUUCAUAAAGCGUCUCAGUGUAGGAAUGUUGAUCUACGAUCAGUUCCCCUUUUAGAUCAUAAUGAAUGGGUGGGUGGGGGGGCGUGACCCUGACUCUGAGAUGCUUUAUGAAUACAGGCCCAGAUUCUUUUAAACCUUUAAGACUUAAUCUCUCUACCAUUUUAUAUAAAUAAUAGUUAUCUGUAACUGGAUGUAGGCUAACAUGAUCAGGGGUCCCGUUAAUGCGGAAUUCUGCGUUUAUCACACCACAGGGGGGGGGGGGAGAUAAAACCCAUAAAUAUCUUGCUGCAUUUUGUAAACAGAGAUCUAAAAUGCUUCUUGUAAUUGCUGCUCGGCAUCAGGCUUCUUUUUUUUUGUUGCUUCAGUUGCAAUUCUACACUCCAUUGAGAAUUCACGAACGGGCAUUCUAUCAGAAGGCAGCGCUCUGACUGAUGUGUAGCUAUUUUUCUUCAGUACAUUUUAUCGGUGUAGCCUGCUUUUCUCUGGUAAAAUGUACGAUUAACUUCAAGCAAAACCUAAGUAAAUGAUGUGGCUGCCGGCCAAAUAGCGUUUCACUUCUGUUGUCAUCUGAUGAUAAUGAAGCUAUUUUCUGCUGAAUGUGUUGCACUAAUAUAUUUUAUGUGAAGGAAAACUGUAGUUGCAUGUCCCUGAUCACUAUUGAAGCAACAAAGGAAAACGUUUAAUAUAAAAUAGUUAGAAACCUUGA
This is a messenger RNA of Oncorhynchus mykiss (rainbow trout), 1687 nucleotides long. RefSeq names its product GTPase IMAP family member 4. NCBI's taxonomy places the organism in Eukaryota, Metazoa, Chordata, Actinopteri, Salmoniformes, Salmonidae. Gene Ontology annotation, molecular function: GTP binding. The record is from RefSeq and is a predicted model, not a curated record.